Pan troglodytes (chimpanzee) is the source of this 3093-nucleotide messenger RNA. RefSeq lists its product as uncharacterized. The coding region runs from base 26 to 442 and encodes 138 amino acids. The record is from RefSeq and is a predicted model, not a curated record. Lineage: Eukaryota; Metazoa; Chordata; Mammalia; Primates; Hominidae. The transcript has 6 exons.
GGUGAAGCGCACCGUGUUCAGCCCGAUGCCGGUGAGCGGCCGUUGGAACGCGUGGCAGAGAAAGCUUGCGCGAGCCCAGGGCGCGAAGAAGUACAACAAAGGGCCAACGGGGAGGUCCAACGGUCCGACCCCAGCCGGACUCGAGCUCACUCGGUUGCAGGCGUUAGGCUCCCAGCGGCUCUCAGCCGUUAAGUGGAGAAUGUUCAGGACUGUGGAGGCGCGCUCCGCACCUGGCCUGAAAGCGGGAGAUUUGGCAACCAGUGCGCGUGGGUGCGCCGGCCCUUGCCGCUGGGGACUCUGGAGGCAGACCUUGCCCAAAGCCAGAGGCGGGAACUCCCCAGAUCCUCCCAGGGUAGCAUGGGAGGAUGCCGCCUCCUCCAGGAAGCUCUCUAGCGCUUUUCCGAGUCCUGGAGCCAGGCGGGACUUCUCUGUGGUCGCCUAGAAGGGUAUGAACUUAGGGCAUCCCCAUCUGGGCUGUGAAGGUUUCUGACUUGGGGACCAGGUGCUCAGACCUUCCUGGAUGCUGCUUUCCACAAUAGCUCUACCAGGCAGGCAGGUUCUCUUCAUUUUGCAAAUUUGGUGAAACAGCAUUUGUAAAACUUUAGAAGCUUCCUUGGCUCACACAGGUGGUAGUGGCCCUGUCAGGAUUUGACCCAGGCUCUCGGAUUCCAGAGUUCCUGAAUUUAACCACCUGUACUGUGAUGCCUCCUUAUCAUGUGUGCAUCGUGCAUUACUAUUUUUUAUAGCCUGUAGGGUACUGAGCACCAUGCACACCUACAGUGAUCACAGGCACUGCCUACUGGAAGGUCUUCUUUGGCUGGGUUCCAGUUUCCUCAGACGAUGUAGGGCAGGGAGUUCCACUUGUUAGCAUAUCCCACAGGGCCUUUCUCUUCAAAUGGACCCCAGCAGCCAACCACACAGCUGCCUCAGCAAGCGUAGGAGAUGGCACAUUAGAGACCAACAAUUGUCAGCACAGCAAAACUGGGCAUUUCUUUUCUUACUGAGCUUUGCAGCUACCUACACAGUUGUGUGUGGCAUCUCCUCCUGGGCGCAAGGACAUGAGAUGACAUCAGGGUCUUGCUGUGUCAUCCAGGCUGGAGUGCAGUGAUAUGAGCAUGGCUCACUGCAGCCUCGACCUCCCAGCUUCAAGCAAUGCUCCCACCUUGGCCUCCCAAAGUGCUGGGAUUACAGGCAUGAGCCACCAUGCCUGGCCAUUGCCAUUGCAGUAAGUUUUGAAAUCACUUCAGCUGGUUCUCCUGAACCUUGAAUUAUCUUAGGAAAGAUUGUAUUUUCAGGAAUUAAGUCUAUUGGAGACACAGCAGGACUCCACAGCCAGCUAGAUUUGGAUAAAAUGUAGACCGCCUCAAGGCCAGUGUGUUGACUUCUGACCAGUCUCAUCUGAACCCACACCCUUUAACAUAUAUACAAAACACCCUGAAGGGUUGGGCUGCCAGCUUUCUUUAGGAUGAUAGAGGGCAGGUUAAGUUUGUUUGACAUAACUAGAAGAGGUGGAGACUCUUCCUAAUGGAGCAAGGUCCAUUUAUGGCGAAUUGUGGUCCCCCACCACUAUCAGCUACUUCUGGAUAGCUUUUGCUUAAAGUUGAUGAGAUAUUGUUUCUUUCACUAGAAGAAAAUGAAUGAGUUGGUGAUCCCAAACUUUGGUCUCCAAAGGAAGCCUGGGCAGGUGACAAAGGUGUCCUAAGCGAGACUGCUGCUUCCAUGCUCAUGCUGGAGGUACAUUUGCCCUGAAAGAUGGAGCAAAAGUGCUGAAGCUUAGCACAGAGGAUUAAUGAAUAAGAACAAGGCUAUGUUAUAUCAUAUUUGUAUAGCAAUCUGGAAAAGAAAGAACGGGGCUUGUUAAGGCAAAUGGGCAAGACAAAACGGGAUAUCUAUAGGCAGCAAGGGGUCCUGCCAGUCUAAGACUAAUGGAAAACUGGCCCAUAGCCAGGUAUUUUCUCAAUGGUGUUCACUACACCAAGUCAGAGGGCUACUUUGUCUAGAUAGAGCCCAGGUAUUGUGAGUGAGUGCAGGAAUAGAAGUGUCUCCUUAAAGGUGUAUGUAUGGUGUUCUCCUGGGAGACUGUAACAGAUGUGCCCUGGGCAAGACCACGCCAGCAGCUGUGAAUGAUGCUGAGCAUACAAAUACCCUGGAGCCCAGGAAUGGGGCUGCCUCCGCCCAGUGUAUCACCUGUGCUCCAGACUGUGUACCCCAGGUCCUCUGCCAGUAGCAUCUCCAAUCACAGGUGAAAUGCCAGCCCUUCAAACAGCACAGGUGGGCCCUAGGUGUCUGAUGGAAGGAAUGAACAGAUAUAUCACGUGGCAUGCAUUUCUUCUCAGUGGUGCAGGUAUCUCCAGCAGGUUUGCUCUGGCCAGGUGGGCCCCAGUACUUAGACCAUAUGCAGGAAGAGAAGACUCUCUAAAAAUAGGUAUGAUGUUGGCCCCUUCCAUUGCAACACAUGUGCCUUGGACAGGUGGGAUUCAGGUGUUCUGGCUAUAGGUAGGAACAUAAAGGCAUCCGAGCAUAGAUGCAGUGCUGGUCCCUUAGACUGCAACAGGUGUACUUUAGUUAGGUGUGCCCCAGGUGGCUUGACUGGGACAGGAAGAGAAGGAUCUCAGCACAGGUAUGGUGCUGGUCCCUUCCACUGGAACACAAGUGCUCUGGCCAAACAGGUCCCAGGUGAUCUGAACAAAAGGGGGAACAGCCGUGUCUUCUGAAACACUCCUUCUCAGUGAUCACAAAUCUUCCAGUAGUAGUAGGCGUGUUUUGGCUGGGCUGGCACCAGGUGCUCUAACUACUGGUGGGAAGGAAAGUGUUUCCCAGGGCAGAUUUGAUUUGCUCUCAGCAGUGCCGGCUUCUCCAAUUGCAGCAGGGGUGCAUCAGGGCUGACAGGACCCUGGUGCUCAGGUCUAAGCCUCCCCCAUCAUGAGCUGUGGUACUGGCUGUCCCCCAGCCAUUUUGCUCCAAAGCUAAGCGAUCUAGAUGUGGUGGUAGACUCUGCGUGGUAGACCCAAUGACCCCAAAGCUUUUGCUAUCCAUAAGGGCUUCAGAUCCCACAAAUACAAAUUGGCUUGGAUUGGCAUCAGCAAGAAAUGA